GUUCCCAGAAACCCAUGUAGCUGUCAUAAUGUAAUCUUGUAACUUCAAAUAUUUUUUGGCAUAAGGCUAGCAUAAGGGCAAACUAAACCAUGCCAUUUCAGAUUUUUCCCAGAAAUGCAACUGAAAUUCAAAUGAUUUGUCUGGAAUGCCUAUGUUACCAUUUGUUUUCUUCUUUAUUUAUCUAACCUACUUCAUUCCUACUUCACAAAGUGCUGUUAAUAAGAUUAGUAAUUAAAAAUCUCGAAUGGCAAUUGGCAAGCAGACUCUCUUCAGAGUUGAGUUGGCGCUGUGUCACCAACAGGCUUUGAUGAGUAUUUGGAAGAGUGAAGCAAGACACAUUCGACUGUUGCUAGUGCCUAAGAGCAGAAAUGGAGAAAUCCAGACCUUUAUGGGACAAUCGUUUCCAGUUUAUAUUUGCCUGUAUUUCUUAUGCAGUAGGUCUGGGGAAUGUAUGGCGGUUUCCUUAUUUAUGCCAGAUGCAUGGAGGAGGUGGAUUUUUAAUCCCAUACUUGAUUAUGUUAGUUGUGGAAGGAAUGCCAUUGUUAUUCUUAGAGUUGGCAAUAGGACAACAUAUGCGCCAAGGGAGCAUUGGCACAUGGAAUGCUAUAAGUCCUUACCUCUGUGGAGUUGGAAUUGCCAGUGUUGUUGUGUCAUUUUUCCUCUCCAUGUACUACAAUGUUAUAAAUGGCUGGGCAUUCUGGUAUCUUUUCCAUUCAUUUCAGCCUUUGUAUUUGGAUGUCUGACAGUAUUGGGACUGAUCUAUAUGGAUUUAAUAUCUGAUUCACCCUUAAAGGAUCCUUUGCCAUGGGCAAGCUGUCCAUUGAGUAUUAACCACACAAACUAUGAGGAAGAAUGUGAGAAAGCAACACCGACUCAGUACUUCUGGUAUAGGAAAACCCUCAAUAUUUCUCCAUCCAUUGAGGAAAGUGGAAGCAUCCAAUGGGAGCAAGCAGCUUGUCUCAUCCUGGCUUGGCUAUUGGUCUAUUUGUGUAUUCUGCGUGGAACAGAACAUAUUGGAAAGAUUCUUUAUGUAACAGCUAUAUUACCUUAUGUAGUCCUUAUUAUAUAUUUAAUCAGAGUCUUAACACUUCAUGGAGCUACUAAUGGACUGCGAUAUAUGUUCACUCCAAAGCUAGAGCAACUAGCAAACCCCAAGACCUGGAUUAAUGCAGCUACUCAAAUCUUCUUCUCUCUCGGCCUGGGCUUUGGUAGUUUGAUAGCGUUUGCCAGCUACAAUGAGCCAAACAACAAUUGUGAGCGACAUGCCAUCAUUGUUUCCUUAAUAAAUAGUGGCACCUCAAUAUUUGCCAGCAUUGUCACAUUCUCCAUUUAUGGUUUUAAAGCAACUUUCAACUAUGAAAGCUGCAUGAACAAAGUGAUCUUGCUGUUGACUAAUUUUUUUGAUCUGAAAGAAGGUUUAUUGACAACAGAAAACCUUGAGAAUAUGAAACAGUACCUAGAAUCUUCUUAUCCUGGAAAAUAUGCAGAAGUAUUGCCACAGAUCAAGAACUGCACUUUGGAAACUGAACUAGACACUGCUGUGCAAGGGACUGGGCUAGCAUUCAUAGUAUAUUCUGAAGCAAUUAAAAAUAUGGAGAUCUCACAAUUGUAUUCAGUGCUAUAUUUUGUCAUGCUGCUGAUGCUUGGAAUAGGCAGCAUGCUGGGAAACACUGCAGCCAUUCUUACUCCUCUGACUGACAUCAAGUUCCUCUCUUCUCAUGUACCCAGGGAGAUUAUCUCAGGUAGCGUGUGCAUCAUCAACUGUGUCAUUGGCCUAAUAUUUACUACGAGGGCUGGUAACUAUUGGUUUAAUAUCUUCAAUGAUUAUGCUGCUACUCUUUCCUUGCUGCUUAUUGUACUGGUGGAAACUAUUGCUGUUUGUUACAUAUAUGGGUUAAAAAGAUUUAGUAAAGACCUUUGCGUGAUGAUUGGACAUGAGCCAAGUUGGUAUUGGAAAAUUUUAUGGGCUUUUAUCAGUCCAAUAUUAAUCAUAAGCCUAUUUGUGUUUUACAUCACGGACUACAUCAGGACUGGGAUAUCCCAGUAUCAAGCCUGGGAUGCAACAGAGGGAAAGCUGGUUACAAAAGAUUAUCCAAGAGGUGGCCUAGCAGUUAUUGGUCUGCUUGUGGCAUCAACAUCAUUAUGCAUACCAUUAGGAGCAUUAGUAACUUUUAUAAAGCUCAGAAGAAAUCACCAAUAAUUGGACUUUAGCAACCGAUGCAGCUUUCAUAUCCCAGUUUGAAGAUUAUAGGUUUUAAGUCGCAGCAAUCAAAAAAGCAAAUCCCGGGUAACCAAAUAUUCCUGCCAAAAUAGUCUUAUCCAUUCUCCAUCAAGAAAACGGCUUUGCAGAAGAUAACUGGAGAUUGGUUUUAAUAAAGACAAGAUUAUACUUGAAAAUACUGGUUCUGUUCAAUUACACAAAGGAAAUCUGGCAUAUGUGAAUGUGAACUCUGGUUGUAAAACAUCCAAGAAGUCAUAUGGUACAAGAAACUGAUUUUUCUAUAUGGAUAGUUUGAUUAUUUUCAUAGUAAUUUGUAAGUUAUAUGAACAAAGCAUUGUCAUUCUUUACUACCUAUCAGAACUGUAGCAAUCUAAUGAAUGUCCAUAAUUCCCAAAUGAACUACAAAAACAAUGGGCAACAGGGCUGGAAAAUUUUAAGGGCUACAUUGGAAUUAUGAACUAAGAAACUAAAGUCAUACAAAUUUUAGUUAUAUACUGAACAUGGCAUCAUGUUUAAAUAAUUACUGUGAAAUAUUUUUUAAUGUUAUUAUCAAAUCACAGAAACCUAAAUCAGAAAAUCCUGUGAGGAAAAUUGUUACUUUUGUUUUACUUGCCUAUUUCUUAGUUUUUAUUGCUUUUAAGACAAAGGGAUUUCGGUAAAAUGUUUUUGUUUCCUUAUGCCACUCUUCAAAGUAAUUUCAAAAUACAGAUUAUCCUUGCUUAUUAAUUACCUUGUUCAGAAACCAUUUGAAAUUACAAUGGUAAAGAACUUUAUAAGCAACUACCAUAUUUGCAGUCUCCACAGCAUUCUCUCAGUCACAAGUGCCAUUACAGUCAGCACCGAUUGUAUUGUAAAUGACCUAUUAUUUUUCCUUGGUCCCCUCCCUUUGUAGAGUGGAAAGAUUGGAAAGGGAUUACAAGAGAGUAAGGAAGGUCACAAUGGGGAAUACAUAUUGAAAGCAACAUAUUGUCAACGUGGCAGCUAAGAAUGCACUAUGCAAACCUGGUGCAUUUCCCAUUAUUUAUUUGCUUACUCUCUUGUAAGCCAUUGAUUCUCCAGCAAAUAUAAAUACAAGUGUUAAUUCCCUUGUUGCCAAUUAUCCCAGUGUCAUGGUGAGAAUUUCAAAGGAUAGAGAAGUGCAAAAAAGAAAAGCACUCUUAGAGCCUUAACAACAGAGCUGCUGGUCCCAAAUGUGGCUGCUAAAUGAGGACUAUAUUUAAUUUCUCUAUAAACUGAAAUAUUCACAAAUCCUUCAGGUUUCAGCAGAUGAUAUAAGAAG
Crotalus tigris (Tiger rattlesnake) is the source of this 3500-nucleotide messenger RNA. RefSeq names its product solute carrier family 6 member 20 (gene SLC6A20). Lineage: Eukaryota; Metazoa; Chordata; Lepidosauria; Squamata; Viperidae. The transcript is spliced from 11 exons. Bases 245 to 2200 code for a protein of 651 amino acids. Gene Ontology annotation, cellular component: plasma membrane. Gene Ontology annotation, molecular function: L-proline transmembrane transporter activity. Gene Ontology annotation, biological process: sodium ion transmembrane transport. The record is from RefSeq and is a predicted model, not a curated record.